Messenger RNA from Phacochoerus africanus (Common warthog), 1831 nucleotides. RefSeq names its product ribosomal oxygenase 2 (gene RIOX2). The transcript is spliced from 10 exons. NCBI's taxonomy places the organism in Eukaryota, Metazoa, Chordata, Mammalia, Artiodactyla, Suidae. Gene Ontology annotation, cellular component: nucleolus. Bases 123 to 1517 code for a protein of 464 amino acids. Gene Ontology annotation, molecular function: histone H3K4 demethylase activity; histone H3K36 demethylase activity. The record is from RefSeq and is a predicted model, not a curated record.
CCCCGAGCGUGCGCACGCCGCUCCGCCCCGCCCCCACCCCACGCCGCCUGUCCUGUUUGCGGCGGCGCGCAACAGGCCGAGCCUGGUUUGCAUUUCCUCACUUCUGUGUCUUGAAGACAACAAUGCCAAAGAAAGCAAAGCCUGCAGGGAAUGGGAAGGAAGAGGAGCCUGUUCCUUGUAAGCAGGUGAAGGUGGAGGCAGCUGGUGAGCCUUCUCCUUUGAACUUUGACAGCCCCAGUGUCCUCUUUGAAAGUUUAAUCUCACCCAUCAAGACAGAGACUUUUUUCAAGGAAUUUUGGGAGAAGAAGCCCCUUCUCAUCCAGAGAAAUGACGCUGUGUUGGCCACAUAUUACCGGUCCCUGUUCAGGCUCUCAGAUCUGAAGAGUCUGUGCAGCCGGGGUAUAUACUAUGGAAGAGACAUAAAUGUCUGCCGGUGUGUCAGUGGGAAGAAGAAAGUUUUAAAUAAAGGUGGCAAAGUGCACUUUCUUCAGCUGAGAAAAGAUUUUGAUCAGAAAAAGGCAACCAUUCAGUUUCACCAACCUCAGAGAUUUAAGGAUGAGCUCUGGAGGAUCCAAGAGAAGCUGGAAUGCUACUUUGGCUCCUUGGUUGGCUCGAAUGUGUACCUAACCCCUGCGGGAUCUCAGGGCCUGCCGCCCCACUAUGAUGAUGUGGAGGUUUUCAUCCUGCAGCUGGAAGGAGAGAAACACUGGCGCCUCUACCAGCCGACGGUGCCCCUGGCGCGGGAGUACAGUGUGGAGGCUGAGGACAGGAUCGGGAAGCCAGCAUACGAGUUCAUGCUGAAGCCAGGAGACUUGCUGUACUUUCCUAGAGGAACGAUUCAUCAGGCAGACACUCCUCCAGGGCUGGCCCACUCCACUCACCUGACCAUCAGCACCUAUCAGAGCAGUUCAUGGGGAGAUUUCCUUUUGGAUACCAUUUCAGGGCUUGUGUUCGAUACGGCAAAGGCAGAUGUGGAAUUCCGGGCCGGCAUACCCCGGCAGCUGCUCCUGCAGGUGGAAACCACAGAUGUUGCGACACGAUUAAGUGGCUUUCUGAGGAUGCUUGCAGACCGGCUGGAGGGCACCAAAGAACUGUUCUCAACAGACAUGAAGAAGGAUUUUGCUUUAAACAGACUCCCACCUUAUUAUGUGGGAGAUGGAGCAGAGCUUUCAACGCCAGAUGGAGAGUUACCGAGGUUGGACAGCACAGUGAGACUGCAGUUUAGAGAUUAUGUUGUCCUCACUGUAGGACCCGAUCAAGAUCCAUCAGAUGAAUCGCAAGAAAAGAUGGUGUACAUCUACCAUUCUUUAAAGAAUAGGAGAGAGACACACAUGAUGGGAAAUGAGGAGGAAACAGAGUCUCAUGGACUUCGCUUUCCUUUAUCGCAUCUGGAUGCACUGAAGCAAAUUUGGAAUAGUUCAGCUAUUUCUGUCAAGGACCUAAAACUUACUACAGAUGAGGAAAAGCAAAGCCUAGUAUUAUCCCUCUGGACAGAAUGUUUAAUCCAAGUAAUCUAGUGUCUUUCUUUUUUAAUGUGUUUAUAUAAAAUAGGCACUUGGUUCUACAAAGAUUUAUGUGCUAGGGAGCUCCUGUUGCUUUGAGCCAAGGCACAAGACAAAUGUAACUUUCCUUACCUGUGUAUCUAAUGAUAUGAGACCUACCUGUUACAGGUGUUCAGUUGGUAAUAUGUACUAACAAAGGUAUGUGGAAGAAAGAACAGCAAACUACUAAAUGUCCCAGGAAGUGACAAAACCAUACUUUUUGACAAGCUUAUUUAAUCCAGUGUGGUAGAAAAGGCACAGUUCUAAUAAAUGUAUCAUUUAAAUUUAAA